Rattus rattus (black rat) is the source of this 5824-nucleotide messenger RNA. RefSeq names its product ENAH actin regulator (gene Enah). Gene Ontology annotation, molecular function: SH3 domain binding; profilin binding. Lineage: Eukaryota; Metazoa; Chordata; Mammalia; Rodentia; Muridae. The transcript is spliced from 16 exons. The coding region runs from base 370 to 2811 and encodes 813 amino acids. Gene Ontology annotation, biological process: actin polymerization-dependent cell motility; actin polymerization or depolymerization; axon guidance. The record is from RefSeq and is a predicted model, not a curated record.
CGGCGGCGGCGGCGCACUGGGCGGCCUCUGGAGCGGCGGGCGGGCGAACGGACGGGCGCGCGGCCCCGGUGGCUCCCGUCUGAGGCGGCGGACGAAGCUCGGCGGGUAGGAGGCGGCGACGCAGGCGGAGGAGGCGGCGGCCGCCGGGGACCCGCUCGGCGCCUCGGCCCCGCGCUCCCUCCUCAGCCCGUGGUCGCUCGCGCUCGGCGGGCCGGCGCCUCGCCUCUGCGCGCGGAGAUGGUGUAGCCCGGCCGCCGGAGCCGGAGCCGCCUCUGCUCGCGCGUCCCCGCGGCGUCCGCCUCCCUGCCUGAGAAGAGACCCUCCGCUCGGCGUCUCCCGCGCCGGGGAAGCCUCGGCGCCGCCGGCACCAUGAGUGAACAGAGUAUCUGUCAGGCAAGAGCUGCUGUGAUGGUUUAUGAUGAUGCCAAUAAGAAAUGGGUGCCAGCUGGUGGCUCAACCGGGUUCAGCAGAGUACAUAUAUAUCACCAUACAGGCAACAACACAUUCAGAGUGGUGGGCAGAAAGAUUCAAGACCAUCAGGUUGUGAUAAACUGUGCCAUUCCUAAAGGACUGAAGUACAAUCAAGCUACACAGACUUUCCACCAAUGGCGGGAUGCUAGACAGGUGUAUGGUCUCAACUUUGGCAGCAAAGAGGAUGCCAAUGUCUUCGCAAGUGCCAUGAUGCAUGCCUUAGAAGUGUUAAAUUCACAGGAAGCAGCCCAGAGCAAGGUUACUGCUACCCAGGACAGCACUAAUUUGCGAUGUAUUUUCUGUGUGUUCUAUUUAGGGCCAACAUUGCCUAGACAGAAUUCACAGCUACCUGCUCAAGUUCAAAAUGGCCCAUCCCAAGAAGAGAUGGAAAUCCAGAGAAGGCAACUGCAAGAGCAGCAGCGACAGAAGGAGCUGGAGAGGGAGCGAAUGGAGAGGGAAAGGUUGGAGAGAGAACGACUAGAACGAGAGAGGCUAGAGAGGGAGCGCCUGGAACAGGAGCAGCUGGAGCGGCAGAGGCAGGAGAGGGAGCACGUGGAGCGCCUGGAAAGGGAGCGCCUGGAGCGGCUGGAGAGAGAGAGGCAAGACCGAGAGCGAGAACGCGAGCGCGAGCGCGAGCGCGAGCGCCUGGAACAGCUGGAGCGGGAGCAAGUGGAGUGGGAGAGAGAGCGCAGAAUGUCCAAUGCUGCUCCAUCUUCAGACAGCUCCCUGUAUAGCGCUCCACUUCCUGAGUAUUCCAGUUGCCAGCCUCCUUCAGCACCUCCUCCAUCAUACGCUAAAGUCAUCUCAGCUCCGGUGUCAGACGCCGCUCCUGAUUAUGCUGUAGUGACUGCUUUGCCACCUACUUCCACACCCCCUACACCACCACUGCGACACUCAGCGACACGUUUUGCAACAUCUUUAGGUUCAGCCUUCCACCCUGUUCUUCCCCAUUACGCCACAGUUCCUCGUCCUCUGAACAGAAACUCUCGACCUUCUUCUCCUGUGAACACACCCUCUUCUCAGCCUCCAGCUGCGAAGUCCUGUGCCUGGCCUACUUCCAAUUUCUCGCCCCUCCCUCCAUCUCCUCCAAUAAUGAUUAGCAGCCCCCCUGGCAAAGCUACUGGCCCACGGCCUGUCCUUCCCGUUUGUGUCUCCUCUCCUGUGCCCCAAAUGCCUCCGUCACCAACAGCACCCAAUGGGUCGCUAGACUCUGUAACAUACCCAGUGUCUCCACCGCCUACCUCAGGGCCAGCAGCGCCACCUCCGCCGCCACCGCCACCGCCGCCACCACCACCACCACCGCCACCGCCGCCGCUGCCUCCCCUCGCCUCACUCUCACACUGUGGAUCACAGGCUUCUCCUCCUCCAGGCACCCCUCUUGCCUCAACUCCCUCAUCCAAGCCCAGUGUUCUCCCUUCUCCCUCUGCAGCUGCCCCUGCCUCUGUGGAGACCCCUCUAAAUCCUGAGCUGGGAGACUCCUCUGCUUCCGAGCCAGGCUUGCAGGCAGCCUCUCAGCCGGCCGAGACGCCAGCCCCACAGGGCCAUGUCUUGGGACCACCUGCACCUCCGCCACCACCCCCCCUACCAUCAGGCCCUGCCUAUGCUUCAGCACUUCCCCCUCCCCCUGGACCCCCUCCACCACCUCCACUGCCAUCCGCUGGGCCGCCUCCUCCACCGCCUCCACCACCCCCUCUUCCUAAUCAAGUUCCUCCCCCUCCUCCACCACCUCCUGCCCCUCCCCUCCCCGCAUCUGGAAUUUUCUCUGGAUCCAUGUCAGAAGACAAUCGCCCUUUAACUGGACUUGCAGCUGCAAUCGCGGGAGCAAAACUUAGGAAAGUGUCUCGGGUGGAGGAUGGCUCUUUCCCAAGUGGAGGGAAUACUGUGAGUGUGAACUUGGCCUCAUCCAAAACAGAUUCUGGUCGUGGCAAUGGACCCCUUCCUCUAGGGGGCAGUGGCUUAAUGGAAGAAAUGAGUGCCCUGCUGGCCAGGAGGAGAAGAAUUGCUGAGAAGGGAUCAACAAUAGAAACAGAACAAAAAGAAGACAGAAGUGAAGAUGCAGAGCCUGUAACUUCUAAGGCAGCAUCAACAAGUACACCUGAACCAACCAGGAAACCUUGGGAAAGAACAAACACAAUGAACGGCAGUAAGUCACCUGUCAUCUCCAGACCCAAAUCCACACCUUCCUCACAGCCAAGUGCCAAUGGGGUCCAGACAGAAGGGCUUGACUAUGACAGGCUGAAGCAGGACAUUUUAGAUGAAAUGAGAAAAGAACUUGCAAAGCUGAAGGAGGAGCUCAUUGAUGCAAUCAGGCAGGAACUGAGCAAGUCGAAUACUGCAUAAAGAAGCAAACUAAGGAGGGACAGGACUUGAAUCUGGAGAAAAACAAAAAUUCCUACAAACAACUGUUAACAACCCCCAAAAUUUUUAAGCUGUAAGAAGAAAAUGGAUACACAGUCAGGAGGGAAAACCGCCAACCUCUGAAAGCCUUCAGACACAGUGACUCUGGCGAUCAGCUGUUCCCUCAGUGUGCUGCUUUUAUUCUGACCUUUACCACAGGAUGGAGAAUUAUAUUUGAGUUCCCUUAGCAGUACUAAACCCGUCAGGCAAGAUCACCGUGCACUGAAAUAUUUUCAUGUCUAGAUGAAUCUGCACGUUUUCCAUAAUCCAUUGCUAAAAUAAAGACGAAAAAGGCUUAAAAGGUUUUUUUCAGAGGGCGCUGAUGAAGAAUUUAAUUUAGUAAGUUCUGCUGUUGCAUUGUAAACGUUUCUCUCAGGUUUGUCUUCCUAUCAUAUUCGAUAUUCCGUGCAUAGUUAAGAUCAUAAGUAUGGAACAAAUGGGAUUGUAUGUAUGUGCUUUCAAAGGGUGGUGUUUAUAAGGAAGGUCCUAAAAUGUUUAGCCCACUUGAGGAAUUUUAGAAUGAUAGGAAGUCUCUCGGGUUAGCCUUCAUGCAAUUUUGUAGUUUAAAACAUAAAGUCCGUCCAGAAAUUAAAGAUUUAGAUGCCUUCCUAAAUUGUUACAAUGCUUUACCAAAUCUAUGACUUCUAUAUAACCAACAGUGGUCAAAUGUAAAACAUUCUAUUAUAGAUUUACUGUAGGUUUUCAACCUUUUUUUAGACAUAUGCAUGUGGACAUUUUUAUAAUGUAAUUACAAUCACCACAAAGUUAGCUUUUUUUAAUUACAGACAAUAAUGCAUGUCACACUAAUAUGUAGUGGCCUUUUCAAGGCCUAGUCCCAGGGAAAAUAUUUUGUAGAAUAUAGGGAAGUGGGAGGAAGGGAAGGAAUAAUUUUUUUAUUUAAAGUUAAUUUCUGCACUAUCCUUUUUUCUUCAAUUAUCUGCAUGAAUUAUAAGAGAGAUACUUUGUGACUUUAAUCAGUAAACAUGUUAACAAGACCAAGCACUUACAUCUUUUACAUCAUGUCUUCAACUAUUUGUAUUUUAACCAGCAAUUUCAACGCCCUGAAACAUGAUUCUGAUUUCACAUGAAUUACAUCUCACUGUGGAACUCAAACGUCUGAUCACUGAAUUUGGCAGAUAUUGUCACUAGGUUCCCACAGUGCUGCGGUGUCUGGGUGCCUGCUCCUGGCUUUGAGGUACUCCUGACCUUUGUUGUGCUGAAGUACAAGAAAUGUCAGUGAUGGCCGCAACCAGGGUCACAGAAGUCACUAGGGAGAGGAAACCUGUGAGGGUUUUGGCUGUUUCCUUUUAAUAAAACUAAAGUGAGGCUUAAGUGGUAGGAAGUGUCCGAUGCUGUUACACCCUGAGCACGUGUGUGUGUGUGUGUGUGUGUGUGUGUGUGUGUGUGUGUGUGUGAGAGAGAGAGAGAGAGAGAGAGAGAGAGAGAGAGAGAGAGAGCGCACAUGUGAUAGAUAUGUUCCACCCCUUUAUUGAAAUUUAUAAUUGGCAAGAUUAAAAUAAGGGAGGGAUUCUGUGUUGUAGUGUUAGCUUUUUAGAAAAUCUAGGAAAUCAAAGAUUCUCCGGGCUCUCCAUCAUGGUCUAUGCUUGAGUUAUUAAUGUGCCAUAUUUGCUUUGGAAUCUUUGGUUAUCAACUUUUACUAAAACAGAAUCCACUUUGAUUUGCUUUCUAGAUUUCAUAUGUCUCAGCUGUAAAGCGAACCUCGAUGAGAGUAGUUUUCUAAAUCCUGCAGUUUGCAGUUGAUACCGCUGCAGAGAUGUUUGAAAGAGGAGUUUUUAGUGGUUUUUUAUUAUUAUUGUUGUUAAGAGUUUCUGUUUCUGUUUCUGUAGAAACUUACUUCAUUUUUAGAUUAAAGUGUGAGGGAUGAGCUGUCGUAAUCCAACUCUGGCUGUUUUUCUGCCCCUUCCUUCUUCAUUGUCUUGCAGACAUAGUAAAGGCAUUAAAGAUGCAGCAAGCUUGUCAGUUGUUCUCGAAAAGAGGUAGGCAUCUCAUUUGCUGCCGAACUUUUGAUUAUGCAACUACUUUGAUAGUGUAAAUGUGUCACAUCCCUUACAGAUCUGAUCAAAAGUCACUUUUCUUUUUGUUGCUAAAGUUAAGUAGUCUGUAGUAGGUAGAGUACUGGUUAUAAAUGGUCCAAAGCGAGAUAGAAAGCUAAGGUCAAAUGCUAAGUCCUAAAAGAAGCUGGUUUAUGCACUAAACGUUUUGUGCCUUGGUCUAAUAUUUAACACAAUGUCUGUAAAAUGACAAAAAAAAAAAAAAAAAGAAAAAAGAAAAAGAACCGCUGUUGACUCAUGCUGUAUCCGUACCCUCCAUUGUAUUGCGUUGUCCCACACGACUACACGUGCUCUGCCCUGGAGGCUUACGUGGACUCUUCUGUACAUUCACUGUCACACAGCAGGAGAGUCCUGCGUGUCAUCGUUAGAGAUUUCAGUGACUCAAAUGGGAAACACAAGCUCGAGUCACUUUCCCAGAACUGUCCCCCUGGAACCAUACUGUGACGAUGGGUUCUUGCUUCUGUGUGCUGAAUGUCUUCAGCUGAGGACAGUUUAGGGAUUCUCUCUAAUGACAGGAAGGCACUGCUCUCCUCAACACUGUGAUCUGACCUGCGACAAUUCUACAAUACACUCUGUGAAUGGCUAGCAAGUCCAUAGCAAACAAACUGAAUGUACAAGCCUUAGCGUGGUGCUGAAAUCCCUUCAGAGUAGUAACCGUGAUCUCAAAGUCUGUUUAAAAUCUACGAGCAUAAUGUGUCAAUCGGAACUAAAGAUGAAACGCUGAUGAAUGUUCAAUCCUCAUGCUGCAGGCGUGGUUCCUGUUUAGCUUUUCAGUUCUCUGCUGUUACCACCGUAACUGUUCCAUUUAAAUCUCCUACACGGCAACUUCAUCUGUGCGGUUAAAAUAAAAUUGCAGUGUAUACUGUUUCUGGUUUGUGACACUA